Molecule: messenger RNA, 2940 nt
Organism: Aspergillus sclerotioniger CBS 115572
Lineage: Eukaryota; Fungi; Ascomycota; Eurotiomycetes; Eurotiales; Aspergillaceae
Exons: 1
Coding region: 158-2725 (855 amino acids)
Source: RefSeq, a predicted model, not a curated record
CUGCCCUUUCCCCUUAUGAUGUGCGGCCUCUCCCGCAUUCUCCGCUGUGCUCGCGAUCCCGCGUCACUCUGACCUCCAACUGCUGCCACUGCCUCGCUGGAGGUGAACAAAAGGUCGCUGAAGAAGCAAAGGGUCCGGCAAUCCGAUCUCGUCCGCCAUGUCAGCCAUACCAUAUCCCCCGGUAGCCCCCGCCCUGGAGCGAUCGGAGCCUGUGUUGAGCCUGCUCGGCAAGGCCAGCGGAGACCAGCAAGACCUGGUGGAAUCCGCCCUGGAACAGUCGGUGCUUCCAGCUCAACAUGCUCUCUCGACCUUCGAACUCGUCGUCACUACCAAUGCCCCCAUCCUCGAAUCCCUCCUUCUACAGACUCCUACCGAUUCUAUCCUCAAGCUAUAUCACACCUCCCGCUACCUCCGCUCGUUUCUCCGCUCCUACCCGACGGCUUGGAAGUACCUGUCGUUCCGGCUGUUGUAUCCCUCGGGCACACCCCCGCCCCUCCGCGUCGUCCUCACCGGAUCCUCCGAGAUCCUUUCCCCACGCCAGUCGCGCCCGUAUGCUCUCGACCAGCUGUUGAUGAACGUGGUGGUUCCGUUCAGUCCGUGUUUGCGCAGUCUGGAGUUGGAUAACACGGCUGUCUCGGGGCAGAUCCUCAUUUCAACGGUGCUACAUUCUCGGCGCGAGACCCUGGAGCACCUCUCGGUUCGAGGCUGCAAGAAUGUAUCGUUAAAGUAUCAUAUCAUCCCGUACCUGACCAUGUUUGGCCUUCAGUACGAUGUCAAUAUGGAACAGAAUAUUGGGAGCUCACCCGCUACAAAGCAUCUCGCGCUGAAAAGCCUAUAUACGUAUCGAUGUCGACAUCAUCGACGUCGACCAUACCUGACCUCGUCCCUGUCGCGAAAAGACUCCGACUCGGAACCGACUCAUGAGCUGGUGAACCUCUGCCAUAAGCUGGGCAUCUGGACGGAUACCGCGUGGUGCUCGACCCCGGCAGGGAGAUGUUUCCGGAGACGGGGCUACGUGUCGAUGCGGGUUCCGCAGGGGUCGGCCGAGGUAUGGGUUGUCUUUGAUCGGCUGUGGAGGUCGAAGAAUUGGAUCGGUCCAGUCGACCCGGCCAGCCGCCCGGUCCAGCGGGAUGCGAAGCUGUGGGAACACAGCGAGACCGGCUACUACGGCGAGGCUCUGGGAACGGGAGAAGGACGAGACCCUGGUGAGGGCAAGAUGGUCCCGGCCCAUCUACGUCGGAGUCAUGCCCAAUUCAUCGAGAAAGUCCGUUGUGAUAAUUGCUGCGAGGUGAUCCCGGAGAGGUGCGAGCAAUGCAGCAUACUGAUGCACUGUGUCGGAUGUCGAAAGACUCUGUGUGCUAGCUGCGCUUAUGAACGGCCAUAUCUGCACUGCCAGUCCCGGUCGGGCUCAUCUCCGGACAGUUCCUUCUGGUGGGCCCCAGGAGCUACCAUGUCGCCGUGUUCGAUGCAAGAUCCGGUCGAGCAUAGUGAGACUACUGUGACGAAUAGUGUCGCACCAUCCUAUCCUGCUCUCACGUUCCAUUGGUGCUGUACAGAGCCCAUCUUCUCGGGCGGUGGUGGCAUCAGUAUCGGCACACCGAACCGCGAUGUGGACCAAGUACGAGCGGUGCCUCUGCCCCGUGGACAGGGCUGGGAGGACCUGGAGUACUCGGCGCAGGAAUGGAGCAAGACGUUCCCCAAGGAUGCCUAUGGAGACCCGCGGAAACCCGACUACACGCUGGAAACCGGCCAUAUUGCCAUGAUGCGGUGGCUGCUUGGUCCGCCCGACCGACAGCCUGCCGCAUGUCCACGCAAUCUGUGCCAGGACUGCUACGACACGCCCCAGUGGAAGGUGCACUGCAAGAGCUGCUCGAAGCCGUUGUGCAUUGAGCAUGAUCUACGGGGCCUCCGCUUGAGAAUCUGCGGGUAUAAGGAUCUGACGGUGGAGAAGAAUGCUAUUCAGAAUUCCUCCGAGACUAGCUCUCGUGGGGCCGGGUCGCGGAUGCCAUAUAAUCAUUCUGUGCCUGAGUUCGAGCUGCCAUAUCGGACGCAGCGGAUUCUCGAUUCGACCACGAGCAGCUUCACCGAAGACAACCAUGACGGAUUCGGCGAGGCGAGUAGCACGUUACAUGAGCACCGACCCACUCCGUUGAUCCAUCGCCGUUCCCGCAGUCUGUCGAUCUCCAACUCAAACCGCUCUCGGUCCUCGUCCUCCCCUUCGUCCGUCUACUGUGACUCGCCGUCGGCGCAGCCGAAAUGGCAAGGGUGCCAAUCAUUCUUUUGUCCGCAGUAUCGGGCGGCGGGCGACCAGCGCCAGCGUUGUCCGAGCGUGCUGCGCGAAUGUACCGGCUGCCAUGUGUACGUGUGCGAGGACUGCACGUCGGCCCACCCGCCGUGCAACUGCUCGUACUGUGAAGUCAACUACGGGUGCCCGGAGUGCCUGAAGGUUCGGGAGCAGGACGGGACAUGCCGCCGGCCGGCAGAAGAAAAGGCACGUCAGGAGCGCAAGUUCAAGGAGGACCUGCGUCUGCUGGAGGGGAUUGUCGAGAAGAAGCUCGCGAACGAGAUGGCCGAAUUUGCGGGACAGUUCUUCGACGCUGUUGAGGGGGUGCGGGGAGAACGCGGAGAGGUUGAACAUAUUGAAGAAGCAUCGACAUAUCCGGAAGACGGAAUGGAUGAGGCGGACCUGCUGGCGGAGGAAACAUUAACGGACAGUACUGAAUGAUGGGCGGAUAUCUACGGGCGUCGGAAAAGGAAGGGUGGGAUUUCGGAGUUUAUUUAUUCUAUCGGAGGCAUGCAGAUAUUAGCAGAUAUUACGAUCACGAUGCGCCGGGCGCUGGAUCUGUCUACUGGAUGGACAGUACUGUGAUAAUUCCUGCGUUGCAGGUAUAAGAUAAGAUGAAUUCAAUAUAUGCAAAUACCCAGUAUGUAAUAGUAGAU